Exophiala dermatitidis NIH/UT8656 is the source of this 1872-nucleotide messenger RNA. RefSeq lists its product as uncharacterized. Bases 1 to 1872 code for a protein of 623 amino acids. NCBI's taxonomy places the organism in Eukaryota, Fungi, Ascomycota, Eurotiomycetes, Chaetothyriales, Herpotrichiellaceae. The transcript has a single exon. The record is from RefSeq and is a predicted model, not a curated record.
AUGGAGACUUUGGGUAUAGCAUGUUGGGACUUUGCAUACCCUGGCGGAAGAUGCGCAGGGACGGCGUCCAGGUCAAAUGGCAGCAACGGUAACAGGAGGUGGAACUGCAUCGUGGCUCCGUCGUCGGUGCAACAACAACGGUCUCUGGCAGGCAGGCAAGGGUUGGUUCGUGGUUCGGUUUCUCGGCGGCCGCAGACGCAGCAGCAGCGGCACAUGUCACGGACACCGUCACGAAACCAAGUGGUCGUAGAGAAGGGUGAUGGUGUUGGAGAUAUCGCCGACAAGACGGAAACCAGACCUGCGCACCGACACCGGUCCGAGAUCGACGACAGCAAUGACGGCAGCUCUGACCAGAGGAACACGAAUAUACCGUCCCCAUCCACAGGAAUAGAUCAAGCUCGAUUGCGAUCUCCUCACUGCGGCACAGUCCAAGACAGAACCCAGGGCGGCGACCAAAGGGAUCAGGAUCAAAUAUCAGCAUCAGCAUCAGCAUCAGCAUCAGCAUCCUCAUCGCCGGACUCCCGGCCGGACUCCCAUGUCCGUCAGGGGCUGCUACCACCAAGAAGUCAAGGUAGUCACCAUCAUCACCAUCACCACCACCACCGUCAUUAUCAUUACAAUCCGAGCUUCGAGCGACAUCAGGGUGGUCAAGACCAACAUCAACGCAGACAUCAGGAGCAGCGCCGCGACAGCGCCGCUUCGUCCUCACCAUCGACCCUAUCCUCACCUUCAUCCUCCGAGAGCAAAACCUACCUCCUCUCAUCUCCUACGGUGUCGACGAUUCUCCAUCCUCAAACGCACGUUACCAUCUCGAGUCUUCUUCUAACCCCCAACACCCAGCUCAUCUAUCUCGUCCCCCAGACCCACGUCAUGAGCCAUGGUAUCUGUGAAAUUUCCCGCCUCCCCCGGGCCGAGGGAAGUGAUAUCCAAGUCUUGCCUGUUCCGGAGAAGUUCGAAAUGAAAGCAACGAAGGCGAAGAAGGCGAAGACGACGCCUAUUGGUUUCGCUACUGCUCCGGAGCCAGAGGCGGCAAGAAACACCAACUUCAGAAACAUCCUUCCUCCAGGUACUACUCCUCAUGCCGCUUCCGCCGCCGCCGCCGCCGCCGCUGCUGCUGCUGCUCCUCGCGGUGUCAGAACCGGACCCAGGAUGUUGAAUUCGGACGGCGGAAAGCGACAACCCUCAGAGUCGACUUGUAGUUGCAGAUCACCAUACCUCCGCCAUCCGCGGGACCAGAUAGGUUCGGGAAACAACCGGGGCAACGACGAAGAAGACGAUGAUGAUGAUGAUGACAAGGCCGAAUCCGAGCGGACUGAAAGAGAAACAGAACCGACAGCGAUCAAGACAGCCUUCACCGGCAGUCCUACUACUCAGGGUGCAUCCGCUGAGCCAAGGAGGACAAGUAGUCCACCGGCCGAAAAUCAUCAUCAGACAAAUCAAACUACGACAAAAUCAACAACCACGGCUUACUCUCGGUUCCUGGCAUGUCGUCUCGAGUUGAAAAAGGCACAGGCACAAGCACAAGCACAAGCACAGGCCGAACUCUACUGUGACUCGUGUGCGGUUGAAAGCGAAUCCGAGAUCGAGGCUGCCGGCCCUACUGUUAACAAAACAGUGACGGUACAAGAGCCACCAAUACCAAGACCAAGACCAUCAGAAGCUGCCACUGCAUCAGAGCCAGAAUCAGAGCUAUCACCGGCAACGUCAACACCAGAAGAAACAGAAGAUCAAGCCGUCAAUGAAGUCGUACGCAAAAUCCUCCGCUACACAAAGGUCAGAAAGUUCGAUGGAUUUUUGCCGUUGCCCUUUCAGCACGAUAGGGCGAGUUGGCUGUUUUUGGAACGUGUGGGACGGGAUGUGAUGACCCGUUAA